UAUCAUAAGGGGAGUAUAUCAGGUUUGUUUUGUGUGACGGUUGCGAGCAUUCUUGGAGAGACAAGAUUAUCCAGUCAUCUCAUAUCCUUACAGUUCUUGUUUUCUCUCCUCUCCUCUCCUAUCUUGUACAUUAUCAUUCUCAAUCCUCUUUAUCUACAUAUCAAUCACUACUAGGGUUCACAUACUUCCUCAAAACCCAUCUCAUAUUCCUCAUUGCUGCUCAACACCAAACAUACCUUCUCCCUAACAAACCUUAACCUCCCCAACCACUACCACAUAGACCAACCAAAAUGGGCAGCAUCUCCUUCCCCCAGAAACCCGACGCCAACUUCCAAACCCCAUGGACAACCACCCCCCUCAUCGAAUCCAGCACGCUCUCCCGCGCCGCAGGGUGCCGCAUCUUCCUGAAACUCGAGAACCUCCAACCAAGCGGCUCCUUCAAGUCACGCGCAAUGGGCAACCAGAUCCUGUCACACCUCCGCAAGCCCGAGAACGCCGGCCGCGCCGUGCACUUCUACGCCUCGUCAGGCGGCAACGCAGGCCUCGCCGCCGUGUGCGCCGCCCGCACCCUCGGCUACCCCUGCACGGUCGUGGUGCCCGUCUCGACCAAGCCGUUGAUGGUCACGAAGCUGCGGCGGGCGGGCGCCGCGGACGUGAUUCAGUAUGGCGAGACGUUUGCCGAGGCGGGGUCGUAUAUGAAGGAGGUUGUUAUGAUGCAGACGCAGAAAGGGUCUGCGUUGGGGGCACAGGAGGUGGGCGUGGAGGAGGACGAGGUGGUCAAGAUCGCGCUGCACCCGUUCGAUAAUGAGCCGAUUUGGGAGGGGAACAGUACUAUUGUUGAUGAGUUGGUGCAGCAGGUUCCUCUGCCACAGGGUCCCGAGGAGGUCGCUGUGCAUGCUGGUCGUGCGUUGCCUGUUGAUGCUAUUGUUUGUAGUGUUGGUGGGGGCGGGUUGUUGAAUGGGUUGGUUAUGGGGAUUGAGCGGGCGAGGAGGGCGGGAUGGGAGAUGGGGAGGAAAGGUUCGGGUGGUGUUGCGGAUGCAGAGGAUGGCAAUGUGAAGCCUGUGCACCUGCUGGCUGUUGAGACGAAGGGCACCGACUCGCUUGCUGAGGCCCUGCUGCGUCAUGAGCUCGUCUCCCUUCCCAAGAUCACCUCGCAGGCUACUUCCUUGGGCGCUGUCCGCGUCUCUGAACGGACCUUCCGGUAUGCCGUUGCCCCGCCCCCGGGCGUCAGGGUACAUAGUGCUGUGUUGUCGGAUGCGGAGGCUGCGAAGGGCGUGCUGAGGCUCGCGGAUGAUGAGCGGUUGCUGGUGGAGUUGGCGUGUGGCGUUUGUGUUGAGGCUGCUGUCGGCGGUUCGUCGUCGUCGGCGUCGGCUGCGCUGACGGGGAAGAAGAGGAAGUAUGUGGAUGAAGGGUACGGUGAUGAUCGGCUGUCGGCUGGCGAGAAUGACGACGACGCCGUCUCGCCCGUCCGGUCCCCUGCGUCAUCUGCUUCUGCGGCGUCGCUGUCGUCGAAGCUGAAGCAGCUGGUCCCCGACUUGAAUGAGGACAGUCGGGUGGUGAUCAUCGUCUGCGGCGGGAGCAAUGUCACCAUCGACAUGGCGGCGGAAUGGCGGAAACUGUUGAGUGAAGGCUGGGCUUGACUGCGUGGGGAUCAUGGUCUUUGUGAUAUACGAACAUAUAUGUUUUCUCGGUCCAAGAAAAAUAGGCUGCGCAGGUUCUCUGUUACGAUCACUAAUGAAUUGAUGAUUUGUUUAAAUUCGCAUUGGUGCCAUUUAUUUGCCGUUGCAGCAGGAGACUAAAAAGAAACAGGAUCUGAUGUUGAACAGCUGUUGUCCUCUGUUAUUUGUCAGCUGAAGUUCUUUUCUGCAACAGUUGCUGAGUAGUCUCCUAUAAGAUAAUGGCAGGACCUUCCGUGCUUGUU
Molecule: messenger RNA, 1921 nt
Organism: Aspergillus homomorphus CBS 101889
Lineage: Eukaryota; Fungi; Ascomycota; Eurotiomycetes; Eurotiales; Aspergillaceae
Product: putative L-serine dehydratase
Exons: 1
Coding region: 291-1640 (449 amino acids)
Biological process (GO): L-threonine catabolic process; L-serine catabolic process
Molecular function (GO): threonine deaminase activity; L-serine ammonia-lyase activity; pyridoxal phosphate binding
Source: RefSeq, a predicted model, not a curated record